Messenger RNA from Polypterus senegalus (gray bichir), 1565 nucleotides. It is a transcript of the gene asmt2, whose product is annotated as acetylserotonin O-methyltransferase 2. Gene Ontology annotation, molecular function: acetylserotonin O-methyltransferase activity. Lineage: Eukaryota; Metazoa; Chordata; Cladistia; Polypteriformes; Polypteridae. Gene Ontology annotation, biological process: melatonin biosynthetic process; methylation. Bases 329 to 1375 code for a protein of 348 amino acids. The record is from RefSeq and is a predicted model, not a curated record. The transcript has 9 exons.
AUGCAUAGUGAGCACGACAAAAUGACAGUUUGACACAGCACUUAUUGUUGCUGCAGCACCAGGUGGCCUGUCUAGUCAUUUUGUCCUGCAGAGCGUGACAUUAUACAAAGAAGAUGCCGGCGGCUAACGACCCAAAACGGAAAUCAUGUGACGGGAACAAAUUUAAGGCAUCUUAACCGAGACUGUCCUCCUUAACCGAGUAACGAAGCUCAGUUGCCACGGACAUCUGGACAUCUUAAGUUUAGCCACAGUCGUUUACGAAAAUCGCAUAAAGCCAAGUGGAGCAACGAAUAAUUCGAGCAUCCUUUCUCGCAUUAGCUUAUUCGCCAUGGCUGAGCAGCUGUCUCAGAGUGAGCAGGACUAUCCUUUUAAACUGUUGGAAUACAUUAAUGGCUUCAAAAUUUCCAAGGUAAUUUUCACAGCCAGUCAGCUUGGUGUUUUUGACUUAAUGCUACAGUGCCAGAAAGCUCUGAGUGCUGAGUGUAUUGCAAAGGAGCUGCACACAAGUCAGAAUGGCUUGGAGAGACUACUGGAUGCCUUGGUUGGGAUAGAUAUUCUUGAUGUGGAAAUUAUCAAUGGAAAAGCAUUUUACAGCAGCACUGAUGUCUCUGAUCUUUAUUUGGCUAAAGCAAGCCCAAAAUCUCUGAGUAACAUGAUUCUGUACCAGUCUCAGAAUAUAUACCCACUGUGGAACUUCCUGCCUGAUGCUGUGCGGGAGGGAAGAAGUCAGAAUGAAAAAGCAUUUGGGGCGUCUUCCAAGGACACUUGUGAAGCCCCUUUUAGGUGUGAAGAAGAAUUGCUGAAGUUUAUGGGAAUGAUGCACUCAACUUGGGUAUUUGCAGCCCAUGAUGUUGUGACAGCAAUUGAUCUUUCACCUUUUAAAACAGUAGUUAACCUGGGAGGCUGCACUGGUACCUUGGCACGUGAAGUGUGUCUUGUCUACCCACACUGUAGCGUUACUGUAUUUGAUAUACCUGAAGUGGUAAAAAUGGCCAAGAAGCACUUUUGUGGAAUAGAUGACUGUAUCACAUUUAAAGAAGGUGAUUUCUUCAAUGGAGAGCUUCCAGAAGCCAAUCUGUAUAUCCUAGCUGGCAUUAUUCAUGGCUGGGAAGAGGAGAAGUGCUUGCAGCUGCUGCACAAGAUUUAUGCACAGAGCAAGCCAGGUGGUGGGGUCCUGAUAGUGGAGUCCAUGCUCAAUGAAAACAGAAGAGGUCCCAUCUUCUCUCAGCUCCUUUCCCUCAACAUGCUGCUUCAAAUGGAAGGAAAAGAACGGCCACCAUCAGAAUUUUUCAAGUUACUUACUACUGCAGGAUUCAAAGACAUUCAGGUUCAGCGGACUGGAAAAUGCUAUGACGUUGUUCUUGGAAUUAAAUGAUUGUCUAUAAUGGAAUUAAGAGUAAUUUAUAAUUCUUCAUUUUUCUUCUUAUGUAACUGUACACUUUAAACAUGAAUCACACUUGCAAUAAGUAUUGUAAUGAUAUUUCAUUUUAUUUAUUUUAUUGUAGCACAAGCAUAUUACUAAAGGGUAACCUGAGUUUUUAAUUAAAAAAUCGAUACUUUUAAAA